Messenger RNA from Metarhizium brunneum ARSEF 3297, 1683 nucleotides. RefSeq lists its product as uncharacterized. The record is from RefSeq and is a predicted model, not a curated record. NCBI's taxonomy places the organism in Eukaryota, Fungi, Ascomycota, Sordariomycetes, Hypocreales, Clavicipitaceae.
AUGUUUGGUUCCUCCAGGUCUUCUGUUGCGAGCUUCUCGGGAAGUUUCUCGGGAGGCAGAAUGCUCGACAGCCCUCCAAUGUCUCCGUGCCAGAGUAAUCAGUCUGGUGUCGCUGUUGAGCACCAGGAUCAAGACUUCUGCCGAAUCCGAGGUCUUGCGUCUCAAAUCGAUAGCUGCGCCAAGGCCCGAGUCAUUGCCCUGCUGGCGAUGGAGUUCCUCGUCUUUGACGGCAAGCUGCACGGGGGCCGAAGCAACUGGGCGUGCCCAUUUGGCGAUUGCAAGGAGAACUUUCCUGACGUCAAAGACCUCAUGUGGCACGUCGCUGGCUGCUCUCUCUCCUCAGGCGCCAAGGUGUACUGCAACAGCUGCCGCAAGUACGACUGCUUUACGCUCCAGGGCGGUAAUGGCGCGUUCUGCAGCGCCAGCGACAAUGCUGUUCGGGCCGGAGCCUGCUCUCCAAGGAAGAGCAAGGGGCUGCGCAAACUCACCAAUAUCUUCUCCCGUAGUCGCCCGGCAUCGGCGCCGUCUUCUCCGGAAACCCGUCACACCGUCAUCCCAAGUGUUGCGAGUUCUAGGCGGGCUUCCUCUAUUGGGUAUCCUCCCUCUCCGGGGCCGCAAGAGCUGGGCUCUGGUCCACCACACGAGAUGAGUGAUUCGCCUUCACGCGGUGUCCCUGACACUGCCAUAGAUAUGAUUCCCGAGCUUCCUACUACUCCUGGGCCCUUUGGUGCUGGCCGGUUAAGCCCGGUCUCCAUGUCCAACAUCUCGCCCAUGUUUUCCGAAGGAUUCACAGAGUCACCGGUGGAAAAUGUAAACGGGGAGAGUGCAUUGCAGCCUUGGCAUAUGUCUUCAGAAAACAAACCUGCUUCUCUUCAGACGAUAACACCGAAUGAAGUCCCUUCGUCCUGGUCUACGUCUUUGCCGACGGCCUACUCCGAUCUUGACCGCGGCACCGGGCAAGCGUCUUGGAAUAUGGCCCAGCAAACGUCCCCGCAAUAUCCUUGCGGUUUGGGGUCGUUUUCGAGCAAUCCCUAUACGAGCAUGAACAUGUACCGUCAAAUAUCGUCGCCCUUGUACGGUAGCACCACGACCCCUGAGGAUGCCGUCUGCGAUGGAACGUCGUUUGUACACCACAAACAACGAAGCUCUAGUUGGCCACGGCCUCAGACGUCUAUGACCGGGCAAAGCGGACCCAGCACACUUGGUCUGGCUCGGAAUGGAUGUGUAGUGCCGCGGCUGGGGGGGGAUGCUUCCACAUCCAGGAUGGCGCCUGACCACUCCGGGGCACCACCACCGGCCUCGCGCCGCGGCGGGGAGGUGAGGCAAAUGCCGAUGCACGGCUUGCUACCGGAAGCUUCUCCGUCAUUGAGCUCUCGGCCGGACGAGGCAGACUCUGGCCGGUGUCCUCAUCUAGAGUGCUCGUUCCAGUCGAAAGGGAAACCUGCCAAGCGGGCUGUCUACCUCAAAAAGCAUCUAGCCACGCAUCUCCCGCAAAAGGUUAUGUGUUCAGGCUGUGGCAGAGAGUUUAGUAGACCGGACAAUCUCAAAACACACCAGAAAAAUGUGUGUCCGGGAACACGUCUGUCAGUACAUGAGAGGCAGAGCAGGACGCUGAGCCGCCGCGCGGCCAGGGCCCAGGAGGCUUCGGCUAUAAAAUGGACACGGGUAUAUGGUAACUUAUGA